Plasmodium gallinaceum is the source of this 1539-nucleotide messenger RNA. It is a transcript of the gene CBWD1, whose product is annotated as COBW domain-containing protein 1, putative. Bases 1 to 1539 code for a protein of 512 amino acids. The transcript has a single exon. The record is from RefSeq and is a predicted model, not a curated record. Lineage: Eukaryota; Apicomplexa; Aconoidasida; Haemosporida; Plasmodiidae. Gene Ontology annotation, cellular component: cytoplasm.
AUGAUUGGAAUUACAAUAAUAACGGGAUUUUUAGGUUCUGGGAAAACCACCUUACUUAAAAAUUUAUUAAAUGAAAGCUUAAAAAAAAAUAAAAAAAUUGCAAUAAUACAUAAUGAAUUCACAGAAAAUAAUAAUAAUAUUGACAAAAUAGUCUUUAAGGAUAUUAAUGAUAUAUAUAAUUUUCCAAAAGAAAAUGGAGAAAAUAUAAAUGCAUUUAAUAAUGAAAAUAUAAACAGUUUGAAAAUUAUAAAUGAAAUUGAAAGUGAAGAAGGAUUUAUAUAUGAACUAAAUAAUGGGUGUUUAUGUUGCUCGAAUAAGAGUAAUUUUGUAAAAUUAAUUGAAAAUAUUUUAUCCUUAAAAACUUCAUAUGAUUAUAUUUUCGUUGAAGUUUCUGGUGUUUAUGAUAAUAUAAAAAUCAAUAAUCUCUUAUGGUUAGAUGAAUUAAACAAAUCUAAAAUAUAUUUGGAUAGUAUUAUCCACAUAAUAGAUUCUUACAAUUUUUUAAAUUCUUUUAAUGACAAUAUACAAUAUUAUGAAUCGUUAAAAAAAUCAAAUAAUAUAUCAAAUAGAGAAAAUUUUAACAAUAACAUAUUUGAAAAUAAAGACAAUAUAGUAUGCGAACAAAUAAUUGUUUGCGAUGUUAUAAUUAUAAACAAAAUAGAUAAAAUUAGUAUGCUUGAUAAAGAAAAAAUAAAAACUUUUAUUAAUAAUAUAAACCCAUUAAGUUCUAUAUAUUUAACAAGUUACUCAGUAAUUCCUAUUGAAGAUAUAACUAACUUAAGAUGCUAUGAAAAAAGGAAUAUAAAAAAUGUGUUAAAUACUGUAGGUAAUAAAAAAUAUUUUCAUUAUAUAGAUUUUAACAACUGCUCUUUUGAAUAUGAGCAUAAUAUAUUAUAUUUAAUUCACUUGAGUGAUCAAUUAAAUAAAAUGAAAAAAAAUUUUUUAAAAGAAAAAAAUAAAAAUAUUUUAAAAGAUAUUUUUUCCUUGAAAAAAAACAACAUUUUCUCAUAUAAAAAAAUUAAUGAUAUUUUAGCAUCGCUUUUGUGGGGUAACGACUUACAUAUAUAUCGUGGAAAAGGGAUUUUUGUAGCUUUCAAUGAUGAUAUUUAUAAUAACAAAAAUAAAUUAAAAUUAAGUAUAUAUUAUUAUCAGAGUGUUGGAGAUUUAUUUGAAAUUAAUCUAGUUAUUAGUGAUCUUCAUGUAUUUUUUAGAAAUUACUUAAAAACAUCUCAAGAAGGAGAACGGAAAUAUGAAAAUAAUUAUUUGAACCAUUCUCCAUUCGUUGAUAAUAAUUUAACUAGUUUAAGUAAUAAUAAUGAUAACAUAAAUAAUGAUAAUAAUAUGUUAUUUAUUUAUAAAGAUUUCUUUGAUGAUGAAAAUUAUUUUUCUGAUGAUUCUACCACCAGUGAUAAUGGCGAAUAUAAUUUAAAUAAUAUUUUGAAUAGUUACGAUAUUUUUACGUCAAAAUUUUUAUUUAUAGGAAAGAAUAUCAACACAGAAGAAGUAAAAAAUAGAUUAAACGAAUGUUUAUAUAAUUAA